AUGCAAAAUCCUCACCCUUCAUCCCACACUAAUAACAAUACACUGAUCGGUGGUCUUGGAUCAUCUUCGGAAUUAGCAACCGAUUCUAAAAAGAUUGGAAUUAUUAUUCCACCUCCAGCAUUGAAGAGGACCAUUGAAGUUACCGCAGAACAUAUUGUAUCUAGUAAAAUUCCCGAGAAACAACUCUUGUCAAGUAAUGAAAAUACAUUUAAUUUCCUCCUCCCAGAAAAUCCAUACAACAAGUAUUAUAAACAUAUUGUGGAAAAAUUAAAGAAAUUUAAAACCUUGGAAGAGGAAUUUGAGAAUGAUGAAUUUAAAGAUGAUGAUGACGAUUUUGAAACAUUAAAAUCAGAAAAGUCGGAAAUUACUGUUGGAAACAUAUCUAAGAGUGCCUCUGUUGCAUUUUACAUGAACAGAUCUCGAGAAAAACCAACUAGGGACCCAUUCGAAUAUUUCUAUGAUACAACAAUUCCUUCCUCGAUUAAACCUUUAGAAUUGGAUAUUAUCAAAUUGACUGCUCAAUAUACAGCUGCUAAUGGAAAGCAAUUUAUGUUCGAAAUUGCAUCUUUGGAAAGUAGUAAUCCUCAAUUUGAUUUUUUAAAGCCUAAUCACAGACACUUUCACUUUUUCACAAAGCUUGUAGAUAUCUAUACUGGAAUUAUCCACCCAGACCGAUUAACACCAAUGCAAAUUCAAAAGUACAAUCAAGAAAAUAACAUUCCAAAUAAUCCAAAUUCUGAACUUCAACAAAUUUCAGUUAAGCCAGAAGAUCACAUCUUUAAAUAUCUCAACAUGUUCUCAGAUAGUGAUAAGAAAUUACAAGUACUCGAUAUGCUCCUUCAGAAAGCUGAAUGGGAAUUGAUACAAGAAGAAAAUCAAAGAAAGGAACAACUUGGUAGAGAUGAAGACAAAUCAGUAUUCGACAUGAUUGACUGGCAAGACUUUAUUGUAGUACAGACAAUAGAUUUUGAUGAAGAUAUUAAUGAAAUUGAAAUGGACGACGAGGAAGAGGAAGAGGAAAUCAAUGAACAAGAAUUUGUAGAACCAGAGGAAAAUAUUUAUGAAAAUAUGUAUCCAAGUGGAUUUGCUGAUUCAGAUAUGAAUCAAAUGGAAACAAACGAAGAUGAAAAUGUUAAUCCUGCAGAACCAACCUUUACAGAUAUACAAGAAGAAAACCGUAUGAAUGAUGAAGAUGAGGAUGAGGAAGAGUUAGAUCCGAGUAGAUUUGCCAGAACUUAUCAACCUCAAAAAGGUGUCAAAUCAUCCACACCUCUCAUGUUUAAGGAUAAAAAAACUGGUGAACUCAUUCCAGUUGAUAGAGCAGAGAAACAUCUCAAAGUUUCUACAAUUAAUCCACAAUACUUUGAACAGAAAGAAAGAGAAAAGGCAAAGAGAGAAAAAACUAACAUUGCUCCAGGUAUUGAAAUGACCAAAGUUAUUGCCUCAUGGAAUGAAGAUAGUGAAACACAAGAAGGCUCAUCUGUUGGUACUGAUCAAAUCUGGGAUGGUUACACCUCAUCAAUUAUGAGAACAACCAAUGCUGCUCUCUCAAAGCCAAGAAAAGAGACAGCUCCUCAAAAUCAACUAGGUCCACAAACACCAACCGAAUACUUUAAACAAGAACAAGAAAAGGCAGUUGGAAUAGCACAAAUGGCUGCAACAAUGGCUUUGAAAGAAAUGAUGAAACAAAACCACGAUUCUACACUCGAAGAACCUGAAAGUAAAAAGAGAAGAGAAUACAACGACAGUGAUAAUGAAUAA
Molecule: messenger RNA, 1761 nt
Organism: Naegleria gruberi
Lineage: Eukaryota; Heterolobosea; Eutetramitea; Acrasida; Naegleriidae
Exons: 1
Coding region: 1-1761 (586 amino acids)
Biological process (GO): mRNA cis splicing, via spliceosome; regulation of alternative mRNA splicing, via spliceosome
Cellular component (GO): U2 snRNP; U2-type prespliceosome; catalytic step 2 spliceosome
Molecular function (GO): RNA binding
Source: RefSeq, a predicted model, not a curated record